UUGCUCAGGGCCACACGGCUGGUAAGGGAGCGAGUCUGCGUUACCGCAGAUCCUCCGCACUCCAGACCUGGCAGCUCAAUUCACUGGUCACCUCGCUACCUCAGGCGCUGCCUAGAGACAUCUUCAGGCUCAGUGCCAGGGAAACAGGCUGUCAACCUCGGGCCCCACCCUCAGGAGGCCAACAAACAGGUCCAGGUUCCGCCCCUGGGUCCUUAGGCUCCGCCCAGGCGUCAGCAUCUCUCCUCGUCGCUAUGGCAACAGUACGCGCUUUCGUACAGCCCCGCCCCCUGACAUCGUCUCUCCAGACUGUCGGCCUCCCCUCCAAGACUCCAGAACGGAGGGGAAGCUGAAGUAGUUCAGUGAGGACUACCAUUCCCGAGAUGCCACGCGCUCCAUCACUCGGACGGCGGCCCCUGACCGGCCCCGGGAAGGAGAUCCGCGCGUGCGCUAGGGGGUCGUCGCCCCUCCGCUGGAAUUUCUUCGAGAGCAUGUGCGGAAGGGGCGGGACGCUGAGGACGCGAGGCAUUGUGGGCUUGUCUCCCAGGCCGCUGGUCGGGGGGCUAGCUCGGCGCGGAGGAGGGGGCACGGGUGGAGGCGGAGGCCGCUCCUGUCUCCAUGCCCGAGGAAGGAGCCCCCCACUGCCCGGGCCCCGCCGGCGGCGCCACCAUGGGCGAGCUGGGCCUGGGCCUGGAGUUCCACACGUGGCGCCACUUCAGCAGCUUCUUUGACGACUGGUGUGAGCGGCACAAGGUGCUGUUCAUCAUCGCCAGCCUCAAGCCCCUGAUCUCCCUGCGCCAGCCCCCGCUGCCCUACCUGCCCAGCCUGGCCUCCACCCUGCGCUUCCGCUUCGUGCGCCUCAUCUGCAAGCACAGCGGCACCUACGUGGGGCAGAGCGUCGUGCAGCGGGACCAGCAGAGCCAGAAGAUCGACUGCCCGGCGCUCAUCACGCUGCGCCUGGGGCCCAAGAAGGACCGGCUGGUGGUGACAGAGGCUAAGCUGCAGCACAACCACCAGCUCUCCCCGCGCGAGUUCUCGCGCUGCUUCAAGCGCAGCCAGCUGGAGGCCAGCCUGGGGCUGCCCAUCCGCAUCACCAACAGCGUCUCCAAGCGCUUCCUGGCCCCCGACCUGGUCUGGAACCUGGAGGACUACAGCCGGGCUAAGGACAAGGGCAUGUGCCAGCUGCUCGGGGAGAUGCACGCCCUCUUCCGGGCUGACCCGGGGGCCAAAGUCAAGCUGGUCUUCCAGGAGGACGUGGCCAUCCUCAACUCCAUCUUCCUGGCCACAUCGCACAUGCGCCAGCUGGCGCGCUCCUUCCCCCGCCUCCUCUUCCUGGACCAGGCGGCCAGCCUGCCCGGGGACUUCGAGCUGUACUCUGUGCUCUGCCAGGAUGCCAACGGGCGGGGCCGCGAGGUGGCCUACUGCCUGGCCCGCAGGGGCACGCCCGACCUGCUGGUCUUCAUCGUGGCCUCGCUGGUGCAGAGUGUCCCCGAGAUCAAGACCCUGGUGGAGUGCCUCACUGUGGGCGUGGCCUGCCUGGCCGGGGUGGACGCCGUGGAGGAGGUGCUGCCCUGCGCCCGCGUGCAGGUGUGCCGCGCUCAGGUGCUGGAGGCCCUGGGGCGCCGGGCUCGGGAGCUGGCGGUGCCCGGGGAGCGGCGCAUAGCCAACCUUCUGCACAACCUGGCCCACGCCGCCUCCCCCAAGGUCUAUAGCCAGUACCUCAGCGACCUGGAAGACGUGGCCCCCCUGGAGUUCCUCCGGUACUUCCUAGAGACCUGGCAUCCGUACAAAGGCACCUGGGCUGCCUGCUGGGCCUACUACCGAGGGGAGAGCUGCCCCUUUGUGGACCACCUCGAGGCUCACCGGCAGAAGCUGCUGCCCGCCCUGACCCGAGACACCUCCCUGGCGGGCUCUGUCCGGGGCUUGCUGGACCUCCAGAGCCUGCCCGUGGAACUUCAGGGGCUGCAGGCCGAAGAGGUGGCCGAGCGCUACCAGGCGGCGGGGCCCGGGGAGGCGGCCGCCCUGGCCGCCGAGGAGCUGGCCCUGGCCCGCCACGGCGGGGGCAUCCGGCCGGCCGAGGGGGGGGGCUUUGUGCUGGAGGGGACCGUGCGGGGAGCCUCCUUCACCGUGGGCGCCGACCUGGCCUCCUGCAGCUGCUCCAUUUUCACGGCUGGCCGCCGGCCCUGCCGCCACAUUUUCGCCGCCCGCCUCUGGGCGGGGAAGGCCCUCUUUGACAUCAGCCUUCUGCCCCCCGUGGGUGGCGACGAUGGGUAAGGGCCUUAGUGGGCCCAUGCUGGGGCUUCGUGCAGGCUCCUGCCCUAUGGAGGCAGAGGAGGAGGCUGGGGCUUUGCCUUCCUCCGGCGCCCGUUUGCUGGCCCUCAAAUCUGUGCCGGCCGGGGAUGGGGGUGCCCGCCAGGCUGGCAGGGUGGGCGCCCACCACGGAGGCCGGGGGAGAGCAGGGCAGUCUUGUAUGUCUUCUGGCAAGAAUAAAACGCAUUCUGUCGGCUGUUCUACCUCCUCCGAGUUGGGCCGCUUUUUUGAGGAAAAUGGUGGUUGGAUCUUGGCCUUGUGAGUUGUGUGAUGGAGGUGAGGUGGCGUAAAUGAUAACAAGGGCCGGAAACCCUGAGAGAAAACUGCCCUCUUGGGCUUCCUCAGCUUGGUCAGUCCGGUGUACCUUUUAAACACCUACUGUGUGCAGAGCCAAGGGCUCGGUGGUCCUGGGAGCAGAGCAGGGUUUGGAUGUGACCUCCCAGAGCUCACAGGGGUGGGAGGUCGGGGGACCGUGGGGACCUGCCCGAUAGAGAAGCACAGAGUGCCAGGCAAAGUGCCCCCUUACUCUGUGGGCAGGGGGAGGAGAGAUCAUGGAAAACUUCUCGGGGAGGGCCCGUGAGCUGGUCACCAGAGGAUGGGCAAAAGUGGAGGGGCAGGCAGCCAGUGAGCCCUGCUGGGCGUGGGGGAAGGAGACUCAGGCGCACGUGGCCGAAACUUCUGCUGACCCGUGGCCGAAUCACAGGGUCAGAGGCAGAAGUGGCCCUCGAGGCCGUCCUGCUGAAUCCCUGCAUUUUGCCACCCAGGGGGCUGAGCUCCUGCCUGCUUUCAGGGAUUGACUGAAGGUCACUCGACCCAGUGAGUUCACCCUGAGCGCUUGGAUCCAGUCUCAGAUCCAACACACUUGCCUGAUCCCUGGAGGGCGCUGGUCUUCUUUCUCCUUGGUGAAAUGGAUAGGCAAGUGGGGUUGGAUAGGGCUUUUUAGGCUUUUUGAGUGCCAGUGGUGAAGCUUAUGGACCCAUUCUUAAAAUAAUGCUGUUGAUUUGCUAGUGGUGUUUUUUCCACUUAGAUGUCAAUACAUUUUUUUUUUUUUAACAUUCAUUUAAAAACGUUUUUUGAGUUCCAAAUUUCCUUCCUCCCUCCCCUCCCCCUCUCUAAAAAGGUAAAAAUUUUAAAUAGGUUAUCUUCAUGUAAUCCUGUCAAAAUAUUAGUCAUUUUAUGAAAGAGAAACUGAUCAAAAGGAAAAAACCAUGAAAAAAGAAAGCGAAAGGUAGAAUGUUUCCAUGUGCAUCCGGACUCCGUUUCUUUCCCUAUUGGGGGAAAGAAGUUCUCAUUAUGAGUCUUUUGGAAUUGGCUUGGGUCAUUGUAUUGCGGAGAAGAGCCAAGUCCUUCACAGUUGGUCACCGUACAAUGUCGUUGUCACCGUGUACGUCGUUUUCUUGAUUCUGCUUCACUUUGCAUCAGUUCGUGUCAAUUUUUCCAAAUUUUAGAAUAUUGUUUGUAAAUGCAAAAACAAAACAAAACCCAGCAUUAUAAAGAAAACUAAUUAUACUGAAAUCUAGUUAUCAGGAUAUUUGUUAGAAAGUUGAGGGACUUAAGAACUAAGAAGGCUUCUUUAAAAUUUUUCCUCAAUUACAUGUAAAAACAAUUUAAAUUUUUUU
Sarcophilus harrisii (Tasmanian devil) is the source of this 3926-nucleotide messenger RNA. RefSeq lists its product as uncharacterized. Bases 616 to 2271 code for a protein of 551 amino acids. NCBI's taxonomy places the organism in Eukaryota, Metazoa, Chordata, Mammalia, Dasyuromorphia, Dasyuridae. The record is from RefSeq and is a predicted model, not a curated record. Gene Ontology annotation, molecular function: zinc ion binding. The transcript is spliced from 3 exons.